UACGACUGGUCAAACAAAAUGGGCAAGGAUUUCCUUAUCCAUUGAUAAACAAUCAUCCUUACUUCGGCUUCAGUUUUCUCUUUCUUUCUCAAACACCAUGGCAUCGUGCAUGGCUUCUUCUUCUCCUUCAUCUCUGCUGCUUCCUCUUGGUUCUGGAUCUGGGAAGAAUCUGUUUGUCAAUAAUAUGGCCCUCUCAAAUAUCAGGGCAGGUCUAAUUGUUAGGUGCUCAAGUUGUAAAACAAGAAAACAAACCAUUGGACUUAAUCUAGUUACUCGAAGGGAUGCGAUGGGGUUGCUUCUUGGAGUUCCAAGCAUCUUGUUGAACUCGCGGAACGCUUAUGGUGCCGGAUUGCCACCGGAGGAAAAGCCAAAACUAUGCGACGAUGCCUGCGUAAAAGAGCUUGAAAAUGUACCUAUGGUAACUACGAAAACUGGUUUACAGUACAAGGAUAUUAAUGUUGGUGAAGGUCCUAGUCCUCCGGUUGGUUUUCAGGUGGCCUCUAAUUAUGUUGCGAUGGUUCCGUCUGGACAAAUAUUUGAUAGUUCACUAGAGAAAGGUCAGCCCUACAUAUUUCGAGUUGGCUCUGGUCAGGUGAUCAAGGGUCUUGAUGAAGGCAUUUUAAGCAUGAAAGUAGGAGGGAAGCGCAGACUUUAUAUUCCGGGACCGUUGGCAUUCCCGAAGGGUUUAACGUCGGCUCCGGGACGACCAAGAGUAGCUCCAAGUAGCCCGGUGGUUUUCGAUGUGAGUUUGGAAUACAUACCUGGACUUGAGGAUGAAGAACUCUGACUCUUUUUCCAUUCUUUUCCUCUAUUUCUUCCCAUUAUUCUUUCUUUUUUUU
Molecule: messenger RNA, 839 nt
Organism: Hibiscus syriacus
Lineage: Eukaryota; Viridiplantae; Streptophyta; Magnoliopsida; Malvales; Malvaceae
Product: peptidyl-prolyl cis-trans isomerase FKBP16-3, chloroplastic-like
Exons: 7
Coding region: 98-787 (229 amino acids)
Molecular function (GO): peptidyl-prolyl cis-trans isomerase activity
Source: RefSeq, a predicted model, not a curated record